AUGUCUGUCACUCCAAGAGAAAAGUUUUUAGAUAUCUUCCCAUCUUUAGUCGAUGAACUAAAGUCUAUCCUAGUUAACUAUGGUAUGCCUGCUGAGGCCAUCCAAUGGUAUGAACGUUCUUUGCAACAUAACACUCCAGGGGGUAAGUUGAAUAGGGGCCUUUCUGUUGUCGACACAUACACCAUCCUGAAGGGCCAUUCAUCUGUUGAUGAACUGAGUGCUGAAGAAUAUAAGAAACUUGCUAUUCUUGGCUGGUGCAUUGAAUUGCUACAAGCCUAUUUCCUAGUUGCUGACGAUAUUAUGGAUCAAAGUAUCACUAGAAGAGGUCAACCAUGUUGGUAUAAAGUUGCCGGUGUUGGCGAUAUUGCCAUUAAUGAUGCCUUUAUGUUAGAGGCUGCAAUUUAUUCUCUAUUGAAGAGUCAUUUCAAACAAGAUAGUUAUUAUGUCGAUUUGAUUGAAUUGUUUCAUGAAGUUACUUUACAAACUGAAUUAGGUCAAUUAUUGGAUUUAAUUACUGCCCCAGAGGAUUCUGUUGAUUUAAACAAAUUUUCCUUAGAUAAACAUUCUUUCAUUGUUAUCUUCAAGACAGCUUAUUAUUCUUUCUAUUUACCAGUCGCUUUAGCCAUGUAUGUUGCGGGUAUUCAUGAUGAAAAGGAUUUAAAACAAGCUCAAGAUGUAUUGAUUCCAUUAGGUGAAUAUUUCCAAAUCCAAGAUGAUUACUUAGAUUGUUUUGGUACCCCUGAACAAAUUGGUAAAAUUGGUACCGAUAUCCAAGAUAACAAAUGUUCCUGGUUAAUUAAUAAAGCCUUGGAAAUUGUCACACCAGAACAAAGAAAGGUUCUUGAUGAAAACUAUGGUAAGAAGAAUGCUAAAUCGGAAGCUAUCGUUAAGAAGAUUUACAAUGACAUUGAGUUGGAAUCAUACUAUAAGGAUUAUGAAGAAAACAUCGCUAAGAAAAUCCAAUCCAAGAUUGAAUUGGUCGAUGAAAGCCGUGGCUUCAAGAAGGAUGUCCUUACUGCUUUCUUCAAGAAGGUGUACAAGAGAAGUAAAUAG
This is a messenger RNA of Maudiozyma barnettii, 1053 nucleotides long. RefSeq names its product bifunctional (2E,6E)-farnesyl diphosphate synthase/dimethylallyltranstransferase (gene ERG20). Bases 1 to 1053 code for a protein of 350 amino acids. Gene Ontology annotation, cellular component: cytoplasm. NCBI's taxonomy places the organism in Eukaryota, Fungi, Ascomycota, Saccharomycetes, Saccharomycetales, Saccharomycetaceae. Gene Ontology annotation, biological process: trans, trans-farnesyl diphosphate biosynthetic process. The record is from RefSeq and is a predicted model, not a curated record. Gene Ontology annotation, molecular function: dimethylallyltranstransferase activity; (2E,6E)-farnesyl diphosphate synthase activity. The transcript has a single exon.